UUUUAUUUCAGUUCGUGUGAUGAAGAAAUGUGUUGUUGCUCGUCUACAAGUGGAACAUGUGGAGGAGCUGGAGCGGGCUAUAGUGAAGUUGGCUGUGGACGUUCAGGUUGUGCUGCUAUUUGUGGUACAUCUACUGACACAUCAAUGAAAUGUUCGCCACGACGGCCUGACUCUUGUUGCACGACUAGUGGUUGUUCAGCGGGUGACGCCCAAAUGAAGUCGCAAACUGGCACAGAAGAGGAGGAAGCUGGAACAUCGGAUGAUGAUGCUUUUCUAGCUGGUAGCAAUAUUGAAUACCAACACCCUUUACGUUCGAAUCUCUUGACCCAACAUCCUCAUUCGCCAACAGCAAAAAUUAUACUCGGCCGACAGCCAUUUCAGCUUCUUCAAGAACGACAAUAUUCUACUAGUACCACAGAUGGUUCAGCAAGUGCGCAAGUAACACCUUCAGCUGUUGAACUUUGUGCUAGUGGAAAAAGUGUUGGAAGUGGACGACAGCGUUUUUUUGGAAGUGGAGAACAUGAGGGUGGAUUGCAGGCUUUACCAGAAUUGUCCGAGACAACUACGUCUUCACCGCUACCUCGACGUUUUUCAGCUCCAUAUGUGGAUAUUUCACCUACAGAUGAACAAAAUAGGGCAGAGGAGAUAGUGCCAGCAAAUACGGCAACACGGACGACUGCUGUUAGCAGCGUUUUGACACGUCCAAAACAUCAACAAAAAGGUGCUAAAUUAAUCCAAACAAUGAGCAGUGGUAGCAGCGGGAGUGGAAGUGGUAGUGGAGGUAGCGGAGCUAGUGCCCAGACUGUGAUUGGUGUUGCUGGAGUGAGCAUAGAGCAGACUGAAAUAUUACAGCAGCAACAAGCAAGAAUAGUGGGUACUGGUGUGGUCCGACGGCGUAGUUGGAGAACUCAUUAUACACGCCCGAAAAAUAAAUCUCUUGAUAGUGAGAUUGUUGUUGGAGUUGACAUUAGAGAAGAAGCCACUCCAUCUUCUUCUCAUUCAAUUCAUUUACGCUGCAGUUCCCCUCUUAUUUUUGGUCGUAGACAUAGCUCUAAUGGAGAUGCACACAAGGAAAAAGGCAUAACAGAAGCGACCCCACAAACAUCAUCGACCACUCCAACAGCAGAAAGAGGGACGCUUAUUAGGAGAAAAUCUUCAAAUAAUAAUAAUGCAACUAAAUCAAAACCGCCUGUUCAAACACGUAAAAGUACUCAAAUAUAA
Molecule: messenger RNA, 1221 nt
Organism: Meloidogyne enterolobii
Lineage: Eukaryota; Metazoa; Nematoda; Chromadorea; Rhabditida; Meloidogynidae
Source: the annotation of a GenBank genome assembly